ACAAAUGUUUUUUAAGUUCGAAUUAUAUACAAAUCCGAAUCCGAAUACAUAUCACUUUAAUCGAAUACGAAUCAAAUAGUAGUAUAUUUGCUUCGAUUCGUAUACAUCCCUACCCAGGACUUCAAACGUAUUUCCAGUGCUCUAACAGCUUAUGUAAAAACAGCAAACGCCCAUCUUAUAUUUUUCAAAACGUUACUCACACUUAAAUACAUUCAUAAAGAUCAACAAUAAACUACAAUCGGUCUAUCCUUAAUCAUCUCGCCAAGGGCAAAAUCAGAUAACAAAGUUCUCUAGCAGAGAUCCCUUGUUCAACAUUGCUGCACUCCACAUGCCCUGCACUGUCCCCCACCGAAAAAGGUCAAUUAUUAUCCUAAAUCAUAAAUAGAUUUAACAAUAUAAUUAUAAAAUUCAUGAAGAAAAAACAAAUUUAUAAUUGAAGCAAAAGAUUCACUAUUCCAAUAUCAAACAUGGGAAAUAAAGAUAUGGAUCAGAUUAUUGGCUUGAAUUUCUCAAGAAAAGAGAAAUAUAGAUCGCACAGUAAUUUCAGCUUCGAUCAACUGGGGAAAUAAUCAUCAUAUCCAUUGUAAGUUCAAAGGAAAAAUUUAAAUUCAAUUCUCAAAAAAAUUGGAUCAGAAAUCUGGCUUGGAAUUUCUCCAUGAGAGAAAACACAAAGAGCGCACAGUAAUUUCACCUUCGAUCAUCUGGGGAAAUAAUCAUCACGUCCAAUGAAAAUCAAACCAAAAAAAUCAAAGGAAAUCACAAAAGGAAUGGAUCAGAAAUCUGGCUUGGAGUUUCUCCGAGGAGAAAACACAAAGAGCGCACAGUAAUUUCACCUUCGAUCAUAUGGGGAAAUGAUCAUCACGUCCAUUGAAAGAAAAAGAAGAAACGAAAUUCAGAAAGAGACGGAUCAGAAAUCUGGCUUGGAAUUUCUCCGAGGGAGAAAACACAAAGAGCGCUCAGUAAUUUCAGCUUCGAUCAUCUGGGGAAAUAAUCAUCACUUCCGUCUCUGUCACGGAUCUAACUACAAAUCAAAAGCAACUAAAAAAGCAAAUCGUGUAAAAUAUCCCCAGAUCUGAAUAGAGAAAGCUCCACUAGAACUAGAGCGAAACGUGAGAAGACAGAAACGGAGAGAGUAAUAUGUUGCAUCUUCUCAUACGCGACGGCCAACGGAAAUUGACGCCGCCGGUAAUCAGUAAUAGAUGCGGCCGACGAAGAUUUAAACGUGAAGAUCUAAUGGGGAAAAUGAAUUAGUGAAGAAGAAGAUUGAGACUGCAAUAAGAUUAUGACUUUAUCUGCAUCACAAAGAGUAAUCCCCUCAUAAAUUCUUUUACGAGCGUUACGUUUAAAAACAAACCGCAUAGAUUGGUUAGUUCCACAACUUUAACAAUCUUAUAAACCGAUAUGCAGGUGGUGGAAGUUGUAGAGCGAUACGAUGACUUGUGCAUUCCUUCAAGUAAAGAGGAUGAGAGCGAUUCAAAUAACGAGAGGGCCAAGUUUAUACAAAACGAUGACACGAAUAAGACAUGUGUUACGACCUUGACGAUCCCCAAGAAAAUGCAGAGCCCGGUUUUUAUAUAUUACGAGCUCGAUAACUUCUACCAGAACCAUCGCAGAUAUGUAAAAAGCAGAAGCGACAAGCAAUUACGCAGCCCGAAAUAUGAACGUGACACAAAGCCUUGUGCUCCCGAGUCCAUGAAUGACAAUAAGCCGAUUGUUCCUUGUGGACUUGUCGCUUGGAGUUUGUUCAAUGACACUUUUGGGUUUAAGAUUAGCAACAGAGAUUUGCCCAUAAACCGAAAGGACAUUGCUUGGGGAAGUGACAGAAGACAUAAGUUUGGCUCUAAUGUCUAUCCAAAGAAUUUUCAACAAGGAAGCCUUAUUGGCGGUGGACAGCUUAACGAAAGCUUACCGUUGAGUGAGCAAGAGGACCUUCUUGUUUGGAUGAGAACUGCAGCUUUACCAAACUUCAGAAAACUGUAUGGGAGAAUAGAGAAUGACCUUGAAGCCAACCAGGAGAUCACUGUGGUAAUACAAAACAAUUACAACACAUAUGUUUUUGGGGGGGGAAAGAAGUUAGUUAUUUCGACCACGACGUGGAUUGGCGGGAAAAACGAUUUCCUCGGAAUAGCAUACCUCACGAUUGGCGGCAUUUGCUUUUUCUUGGCAAUAAGUUUCAUACUUUUGUAUGUCAUCAAGCCAAGGUCAUUUGGAGAUCCAACCUAUUUAUCAUGGAACCUCAACCCAGACAUGAAUUGAACUUCUUCUUCACAUUUGGUAAAGGCGUUUUACUACACCUUUAAAGUUCUAAUUCAACUCUUUCUUUUUUUAAAUAUAUAUACUAGCAUUUUAACUCGUGCGGUACAUGGGAUAGAACGAAUUUUUGUUCAUUGUUUCUUAGGUUUAUCUCAGACUUUAUUCUUUUAGAUUCUAACUUUUACGGUACGUUGUUUUGUUGAGAGAAAAAUAAUUUUUCAAAAAAAAAAAAUCAGUUUAGUUCUACUUUUCUAUAUUUAAUAAUAUAAGUUGUAUAAAAUUAUUUUUUAGGAAAAUGAUUCUGUCAAAGAAAGGAAAAUUACCUUU
This is a messenger RNA of Cuscuta campestris, 2580 nucleotides long. The record is from the annotation of a GenBank genome assembly. Lineage: Eukaryota; Viridiplantae; Streptophyta; Magnoliopsida; Solanales; Convolvulaceae.